Messenger RNA from Ruditapes philippinarum (Manila clam), 829 nucleotides. RefSeq names its product putative transporter SVOPL. The annotation marks the transcript as partial. The record is from RefSeq and is a predicted model, not a curated record. Gene Ontology annotation, cellular component: membrane. Gene Ontology annotation, molecular function: transmembrane transporter activity. The transcript is spliced from 8 exons. NCBI's taxonomy places the organism in Eukaryota, Metazoa, Mollusca, Bivalvia, Venerida, Veneridae. Gene Ontology annotation, biological process: transmembrane transport.
AUCAUUAUUACAUGGUAGUGGUGGCCAUCUAUGGAUUGGUGAUUUUGGACUCGCUGACCUUUCAGGUUUACAUUGCUCACAGAAUAUUUCACCAUCCAAUAUAGAUAGCAAAGCUACUAAAUGUUGGUUCAAAUUGUAUAUUAUUGUAUUUAAGUUUUUACCAGAAUCUGCACGCUACUUGGUGGCUGCUGGAAGGAAAGAAGAAGCUAUGCAAAUUUUAAAGUCGGCUGCCAAAAUGAAUAGAAACACUUUACCAGAAGGUGUUGUUGUCAACACUCAGAGUAUUUCAGAGAGGGGUAACCCAAAAGAUUUGUUCUCACCUACAUAUCUCCGUACAACAUUGAUGGUCUGGAUGUUGUGGUUUGGCACAGCAUUGUCAUACUAUGGAAUGGUUUUAGCAAGUGCUGAAAUACUGCAGCUUAGAAAUGCAGAGAAGUCAGGUGAGAAGUGCAAGUGUAAUUUACUGAAGAAGGGUGAUUAUAAUAGUAUGAUUGUGUCUACAUUGGGAGAAUUCAUAGCUCUUCCACUGAACAUAUUUCUGAUAGACCUUGUUGGCCGUCGAUGGACUGGUGCUGUGAAUUUAUUUGGUUGUGGUCUAUUUUUCAUACUUCUUCAAUUACCAGUGUCUCAGACUGUAUUAACUGUAUUAAUAUUCAUGGUUCGUGGAUUCUCUGCAGGAAUGUUCAACUUUGUUUACAUCUAUACUUCAGAGGUAUAUCCUACUACUAUAAGAACAUUAGGUAUAGGUACAGCAUCAUCAUGGGCUCGUGUUGGUGCUAUGAUCACUCCAUUUCUUGCUCAGCAAAGCAUUUCAAUAGAGGAUGACUGA